Molecule: messenger RNA, 2394 nt
Organism: Saprolegnia parasitica CBS 223.65
Lineage: Eukaryota; Oomycota; Saprolegniomycetes; Saprolegniales; Saprolegniaceae
Exons: 12
Coding region: 1-2394 (797 amino acids)
Molecular function (GO): iron ion binding; monooxygenase activity; oxidoreductase activity, acting on paired donors, with incorporation or reduction of molecular oxygen
Source: RefSeq, a predicted model, not a curated record
AUGGACAUUUUCGCCAGUGUACACCCGGUGCUGCUUGUGGGGAGCGCGGCCGUCGUGGCCUUGGGUGCGUACUUUACGUACCUCUUUGUCGUGUCACCAUUCUUGCAUCCGCUCAACGCCCUCCCGGGGCCGCCGCCGACAAGUAUCUUUUUCGGCAACGGCAAAGAGCUGGCGCAGUUUGCAUGGGACGAGGCGACGCCGUUUCCGGGGGUCCAGGGCCAGUGGCUUGAGCAAUAUGGCCCCGCCUACCACGUGCGCGUGUUGGCCACGGAGCGCCUCGCGAUCGCCGACCCGGAUGCGCUCAAGCACGUGCUCGUCUCGAACGCGAAGAAUUACCCGCGCCAUGUCAUCUCUCGGUCGAUGCUUCGAUCCUUUACGGGCGGCAUUGGCCUCCUCAGCUCCGAAGACCCGACGCACGCCGGCCAGCGCAAGAUGCUCAACCCACACUUCGCGUACGCCAAGCUCAAGACGUUUGUCGAUGUCUUUUCCCAGCACGCGCGGACGUUCAACGAGCUCAUGGCCCCCAAAGCUGACGCGUCCGACGUCCUCGACAUGUUUGACCUCAUGACCAAGUUGUCGUUCGACAUUAUUGGCCUCGCGGCGUUCGGACUCGAGUUCAACGCGCUGCAGAACGACAGUGCCGACAUCAUGGCCGCCUUCGACGACCUCAACAUGGUGCCGACGCUCUUCUUUGCCUUUGGGAAUGCCUAUGUGCCGGGCUUUGAGAACCUCCCGCUCGCCGAUUUGCGCAAGCGCAAGGCGGCCAAGAAGGUGCUCUUCCAAGCCGUCCAUGAUGUGAUUGCAGCCAAGCUGAGCGCACCGCCUACGACGUCGCGCGACCUCCUUGACCUCAUGCUGGACUCGCCCGAGCACAAGAUCACGGCGGACGAGGCGCGCGUGCACGUCAUGACGUUUCUCUUUGCUGGCCACGAGACGACGAGCAACACGUUGUGCUGGGUCUUUGCGAUGCUCGCGACGCACCCGGACGUCGAAGCCCGCGUCGUGGACGAGUGCCGGCGCGUCAUGGCGACCGGUCAUCUGUCGUGGGAAGCGUUUGGAGAGCUCAAGUACCUCACGGCCGUCAUCCACGAGACGUUGCGCAUCAACCCGACGGUCGUGAAUCUCUCGAUGCGCGUCUGCGAGACGGACGACUACAUUCCGAUGGUCGACGGCAAACCCGUCUUUUGCCCUGCGGGCACGCAAAUCGCGAUGAGCACUGCCGUAAUCCACCGCAACGCGACGUACUGGACGCGACCCAACGAGUUUUUGCCUGGUACUCUUACCGUCUGCAGAAGCUCGCAUCAGCACCUUCUCUUCACGCCGUUUAGCACUGGCCCCAAGAACUGCAUUGGCAACCGGUUUGCGCUGGCCGAAUUGCAAGUCGUGCUCGCAACGGUGGUGUCCGAGUACCAAUUCUCGCUGCAUGCAUCGGCCAACAUUCAUCCCAAGCUCACGGGUGUCACGCUCAAGCCCAAGAACUUGGCUAUGACGCGCUUGGAGCCAAACGCCGAGCGCCGCGGCCCGUCGGAUGCAGGCGACGGUGAUGAGGUCGUCGGCAUCUCCAACGCGCCGCCUUGCGCAACAAGCGCGCUAGCCCAGACGGGGUCGCCGCUCAAAGCACCGGCCGCCAGGAAGCCCGCAAAGGAUGUCCCGAAGCCCGUCAAGGCCAAGACGCCCGUCAAGGCCACUAAGAAGGGAGCGACAGCCACUAUACCACAGAAGCGCAAAAGCAAUCUUCCGCAGGCACCCGGGUCGGAAGGGCAGUUCAAGGCCGCCUCUGCGCUUUUCGAUGCGUUCCUCGCCCAACGCAGGCCAACGUGGGCGGGUGCUCAAACGUGGGACGGCCUACUCGGGGCGUUCAAGGUGAAGAAAGACGCCGAGAGCACCAGCGGCGAGCCCGCGCAUGACUUUAUCUAUGGGAUCCUCGAAGAGUGGGUUCUCUUCCUCUACAACUACAAGAGCAAGCACGCCAAGAACCACCUCGGAGUCUUGUCGCAGAGUACAGCCGACAACUACUUGUCCCAGAUCAAGUGUCUCUUUGAAGAAAUUGUGUCGGGCUGCUCGGCGACAAGCCGAACUGCACUUCCGGACGAUCAAAAGACUGCCAAACGUCUCGCUGGCUGGGAGCCCGAUGAUGACGUGGCGCCAUUGACGCUGGCUCCGGUCAAGGCAGAAUUGCCCGAAGACGAACAAGCUUUGCUCGCCAAGUUUCAAACUUGUUUGUUUGUCAACGCCCACGGCUUUGAGGGGGAGUCCGAACACUACAACGUCGCUGACGAGGUGUGCAACACGCUUUUUGCGGCGCUACUCUUGCACCUGGAGUACGUCUACCACCUGCAGCGCUCGUCUGCGUUCAGCUGGGCUGUGGACGAAGCGCUAAAGAACUCGGGCUGA